GUUAAGGACUUGGCCUUUCUUGGAACGCUCCAGUAUUCAUGGCUGGAGAGUAAAGUCAAACGAUGAAGAAGAAGUAGCGGGAAAAAAAAACUACGCCCAGCUCUUCCCGUGCCGUGCCAAAAUCUGUCAUCUUUCAUCGGUGGUCCAGGACGGAGUGUGUCCUCGCUGGCGGAAAUGGUAUCUCGGUAGCCGUCGCCGUCUGGUCGUCGUCCGUUGACUCGUUCCGUCGUUUUGUUGAAUGGCCUUGCUAAUGUGGAGCCAUCUUCGGUCCCCAUUUGGAGAUUUAUUGGUGUUAUCUGUCCGGAAACCGUAACGCGCGUCGCAGAUCGUCAUCCGUAGACGUGUGGACGGACCCCCCGUGGCAAGUGUGGUGAAGUGUGAGUUCAAGGCCUGAUACGGAUUAGCGGAAGGCCAUACGUGAGUGGUGGUCGCGAUUUGAGUUAAGACGUGAAACGAUGAAUGCUUGAUAAUAAAUUUUGUCGGAGUUUGAUCAAUUUGAAGAGAGGACCAAACUUGAAUAAAAGCUCGACGGAAAAUAAUUGUCGAUUCGAACGACAUGAUUGAUCAACAGCAGCAGCAGCAUGGAUUCUUUCCCAUGGAUAUGAAGUGCUCGUUGGUGACCGGUCCGCCGUCGUCGGUUCAUGGUGACGGUGGUGGCCACCCGGGGAUGCCGCCAGCAAAUGAAAAUAACAACAAUUUAAACAACGUCAUCAAUAACAAUGCCGGCACCAAUAACAAUAGUUGUAGUGGCGCUAGUAAAACAUCCUCUCUACAACAGGCAUCAACAACAACCUGUUCACCGGUGCAAUCAACCACAGCCGGAACGACCAACCCGGAAGCGUCCACGCCGGGCACGGGUGCGGCGUCAAAUACGAUGUCCAUGGCCACCACCCUCUGCGGUCAGUGCUGCAGCCCCAUCUGCGAUCGAUACAUAAUGAAAGUGGUGGACAUCUCUUACCACGAGAACUGUUUGCAGUGCACAUCCUGCGCCAUCCGGCUGAUGCAUUCCUGUUUCAUGCGGGACGGCAAGCUGUACUGCCGGUUCGACUAUGAGAGGUUGUACGGCCGCAAUCGAUGUCUCGGCUGUGGCGAGAAAAUUGGCGCCGAUGAGCUGGUAAUGCGCGCCCUCGACAACGUGUUCCAUCUAAAGUGCUUCAUCUGCGUCGUCUGCGGAAUCCGGCUCCAGAAGGGCGAUCAGUACGUCAUCAAGCAGAGCCAGCUGUUCUGCCGGCCGGACUACGAGAAGGAGGUGGAAAUGUUCCAGGGGUACAAUUACGAUGAUUACUGUUGUGAUGAUAUAUUCCAAACGCGGAUCGACGGCCGACGGGGACCAAAACGGCCGCGAACCAUCCUCACAACGCAGCAGCGCCGGGCCUUCAAGGCAUCGUUCGAGGUGUCACCCAAGCCGUGCCGGAAGAUACGCGAGGGCCUGGCCAAGGACACCGGGCUGAGCAUUCGGAUAGUACAGGUUUGGUUCCAAAAUCAGCGUGCCAAGAUGAAAAAGAUCCAGAAAAAGCAGCUGAAGGAGGGCAACAAGGGCAACCACAACAGCAACAGCAGCAGCAAAGGCAACGAGUCCCAGGACGAACUUUCCGAAAACGAAACCAAACUUUCGGUAAAGAUUAAGGACGAAAACUCAAGAUCAAAUAAUUAUCUCCAUGACAGCUGCAGUGACACCGAGGGAGGCAUCAACGAUAACGAUUCGUUUGGGUCUCGGAUCAGUUCGGGUGCGGAGGCAUUCAAGCCGGUCAAGGAGGAGCUGGAAAUGGACGAGGAGUACUUUCGACUGAUGAAUGCGGCGACGAGAUUUGGCGGGAAGGCGUUUGAUGACCCAUCGACGAUCGUGAAAAGCGAAAAUAUUCCACUCAGCGCCGCCAUGAUGGGCAUCGAGUACCCUUCACUGCAACAACUGACAUCGACAUCGAUGACCCCUCCGCAUGCCAACCAACUUUUGAACCCCAUCGACCGGCUCUACUCGAUGCAGAAUUCAUACUUUUGCAAUCCUCCACCGCCAUCGGACGGGGGUGGCCCUUCCGCUGACCAACCCCAUCCACCGUCCCUUCCCCCGGCAGGGCACAUGCACCACCCCCAUCACCACCUGCUGCCCCCGCACCAUCACCACCAUCCAAUGUCGUCGGGCCAGGUCCCGUCGCCACAUCACGGAAAUCACGGUCUUCCGUUACAUCCACUACAACAGCAGCAGCACCACCCUCAUCACCAUCAGCAGCAGCAGCAGCCGUAAAUCAAUCAAAACGCUCGAAACACGUGGUUCUACACAAUAAAAUGAGUGAUUCAAUUUCCAUCUCUUCGGUUCACGUGGACUGGAAAAAAACAAGUGUGUGUGUGUGUGAGUGCACGUGGUUAGGGUGGCAGGAAAAGAGUAACAAAAUGUUAAUCGAUAUAUUGUUACAUUUGAUGAACAGGGGGCAAUUAUGCUAAUGGCCAUCAUCGAUAGGAGCUCGUUCGCGUGGUUCGGAAGAAUUUUCCGCGCCCCGUUCCCGAAUGACGGUUGAUGAUGCUAAUUUCCUCGACAACUUGGUCAACUUCCGCCGUGAUUGGACAGCGAUUGAGAUUGAUGACUGAUUGAUUAGCUCUUUAGGUGCAUAAUCCGGCGAUUGCAUGUGAUUGAUUUAGAGGAUUGUUUCGACAGCUGCGCAAAUCUCUGCGGUUGGGCGUAAAUCGACAUGGUGAUGGACUGGUGAAAAUCGAAUGCAA
Messenger RNA from Culex pipiens pallens (northern house mosquito), 2715 nucleotides. RefSeq names its product LIM homeobox transcription factor 1-alpha. Gene Ontology annotation, molecular function: DNA-binding transcription factor activity, RNA polymerase II-specific; RNA polymerase II transcription regulatory region sequence-specific DNA binding. The record is from RefSeq and is a predicted model, not a curated record. Gene Ontology annotation, cellular component: nucleus. The transcript has 7 exons. NCBI's taxonomy places the organism in Eukaryota, Metazoa, Arthropoda, Insecta, Diptera, Culicidae. Gene Ontology annotation, biological process: neuron differentiation; regulation of transcription by RNA polymerase II. Bases 557 to 2242 code for a protein of 561 amino acids.